Molecule: messenger RNA, 2206 nt
Organism: Magnolia sinica
Lineage: Eukaryota; Viridiplantae; Streptophyta; Magnoliopsida; Magnoliales; Magnoliaceae
Product: beta-glucosidase-like SFR2, chloroplastic
Exons: 10
Coding region: 51-1997 (648 amino acids)
Biological process (GO): carbohydrate metabolic process
Molecular function (GO): beta-glucosidase activity
Source: RefSeq, a predicted model, not a curated record
AACUCUCGUCGCCUUCUGUCUCUCAUGCUUGCUCUUGCCUGCAAAAAGAAAUGGCGUUUAUCGCAUUCUUCGUCUCCGCGACGAAGCUCGCCGGAGUCUUAUUCACAGUAACCGUCGCGGCCAAUGCUUUCUCCUUCUCUCGCUAUCGGAAGAAGAAUCUCCGGCCGUUCGAGUCCCCCAUCGACGAAUCGUCUGACACACUCGCCGUCUUUAACAUCAACCCCACCGACGCGGAAGAAGGGUUCUUCUUUGGGUUGGCAACAGCACCAGCUCAUGUUGAAGACAGACUCGAUGACGCUUGGCUUCAGUUUGCAGAGGAGCAUCCCUGUGACGACUCAGAGCCAAUACAAAACCCACAACCACCAGAUGCAUUAAUGGCUUCUGCUACUGGCGAUGGCGGCUCUCAUCAGGCUCCUUCAGCUGCAAGUGAGCCUAGAAAGAUUAAGAAGAAGAAAUCUCUUAAGAUAGCCAUGGAAGCGAUGAUUAGAGGGUUUGAAAAGUACUUGGAUGAGGAAGAAGAACCAACAACAAGUGCUGAACAUACUCACAACAUCGCCGCUUGGCAUAACGUGCCACACCCGGAGGAGAGAUUGAGAUUUUGGUCCGAUCCAGAUACUGAAUUGAAGUUGGUGAAAGAUACUGGCGCAACUGUUUUUCGGAUGGGUAUAGAUUGGACAAGGAUCAUGCCUGAGGAACCAGUGAAUGGCCUUAGAGAAACAGUUAAUUAUGCAGCAUUGGAGCGGUAUAAGUGGAUCCUACAAAAGGUUCAUUCAUAUGGAAUGAAGGUAAUGCUGACUUUAUUCCAUCACUCGCUGCCACCUUGGGCUGGAGAAUAUGGAGGGUGGAAGCUGGAGAAAACUGUGGACUAUUUCAUGGAUUUUACAAGGCUUGUUGUUGACAGUGUAUUGGACUUGGUAGAUUACUGGGUAACGUUUAAUGAGCCUCAUAUCUUCUGCAUGCUAACUUAUUGCGCUGGCUCUUGGCCUGGAGGGAAUCCCGAUAUGCUUGAGGUUGCAACCUCUGCUCUCCCAAUGGGUGUUUUCAACCAAGCCAUGCACUGGAUAGCCGUUGCUCAUUCAAAGGCCUAUGACUACAUCCAUCAAAAAAGCAGCACUGCAUCAAAAGCAAUCGUUGGAGUAGCACAUCAUGUCUCAUUUUUCCGGCCAUAUGGUCUUUUCGACGCUGCCGCUGUUACACUGGCUAAUUCAAUGACUCUUUUCCCCUACAUCGACAGUGUCAAUGACAAGCUGGAUUUUAUAGGGAUAAACUAUUAUGGCCAGGAAGUGAUCUCAGGUGCUGGCUUGAAGCUCGUGGAUAAUGAUGAAUACAGUGAAUCUGGACGUGGCGUUUACCCUGAUGGCUUGUACCGCAUGCUAUUGCAGUUCCAUGAAAGAUACAAACACCUGAAAGUUCCUUUCAUUGUAACUGAAAAUGGAGUUUCUGAUGGGACAGACAUUAUCCGACGGCCAUACAUAUUGGAGCAUUUGUUGGCUAUUUAUGCAGCCAUGAUACAGGGUGUUCCUGUGCUUGGUUACUUGUUCUGGACAACAUCAGACAAUUGGGAGUGGGCUGACGGAUAUGGUCCCAAAUUUGGACUUGUAGCAGUUGAUCGUGCAAAUGCUCUUGCACGUAUUCCCCGCCCUUCAUACCUUUUGUUUUCCAAGGUGGUAACAACAGGUAAAGUUACAAGACAAGACAGAGCUCGUGCAUGGUACGAACUCCAGAUGGCGGCUAAAAAAAAAAAAACCCGACCAUUUUACCGAGCUGUCAACAAACAUAAACUUAUGUAUGCAGGAGGGCUCGAUGAACCUAAUUGGCGGCCCUUCAUAGAAAGAGACUGGCGGUUCGGACAUUAUGAAAUAGAAGGUUUGCAGGAUCCGUUAAGCAGUUUAUCAAGAUUCAUCCUUGCACCUUUCCUCCGGAAAAAGAAAAAGAAGAGUAAUGCUGAAUUAGAUGCUGACGACUUGGUUCUUCAGCCUCUUGAAUUAAGCCUCUAGCGCCCAUGCAGCCUACACUGUCAACCAGAAAGCUCAACUGCCUGUCUAUCAAUGGUUAGUCCGUAUAUGCUUCCAUUUCUAAAUAUAAGAUGGUUGGAGCAUGUCUUUGCAUAUUUCACUUGUAACAUACCACUGCAUUCCCAAGUUGGGGGAAUCAAAGCCCAAAUGGCGUUGACACCUUGCUUUUCUAUGCUAUUGAUGAGUUCUUA